AUGGCCACUCCCCGCGAAUACCCCGUGGUGCCCCGCGAGAGCACCCUAUCCCAGCUCCCCCCCGAAUCCUCCCUCAACGCCCAAGACCAAAUCUCCGAGCUCCUCUCCACCGCAUCACUUAGUCGUCUCGUCGUACUCGACGAUGACCCAACCGGCACCCAGACAUGCCAUGACAUCGCCGUUCUCACAGUCUGGGACAUCCCGACUCUCCAAGCCGAACUGCAACAACCCUCUCCGGGCUUCUUCAUCCUCACCAACUCGCGCGCCCUGCCUCCCCUGGAGGCCGAGAAGCUAAUCCGCACCAUCUGCGAAAACGUCCAGCAGGCCGCCAACCUCGCUGGAACCACCGUGGACAUUGUCCUACGCGGCGACAGCACUCUCCGCGGACACUUCCCCCUCGAAGCCGACGUCGCGCAGUCCGUCUUCGGUCCCGCGGACGCCAUCAUCCUCGCCCCGUUCUUCUUCCAGGGCGGUCGCCUCACCAUCAACGACAUCCACUACGUCGCCGAAGGAGACAACCUCGUCCCAGCCGGCGCAACCCAGUUCGCCCGCGACGCAACCUUCGGGUUUAAGAGCUCCAACCUCCAUGACUACGUGCUCGAGAAGGCGCCGGGACGGUUCACCCCGGAGCAAAUUCACUCCAUCACCAUCGAGGACAUUAGAGUCAAUGGACCCAGCACCAUCUGCGACAAGCUCCUCGCUUUGCCGAAGGGGAGCGUAGUGAUCGUCAACGCCGCGGCGGAAUCAGACAUGCACGUAUUCGUCGCCGGCUUGCUGAAAGCGAAGUCCCAAUCCCAAAAACACUACCUCUACCGCACAGCCGCCGCCUUCGUCUCCACAUCCCUCGGCAUCCGUCCUCAAGCUCCCCUAACAGCCGCCUCCUUCCCCGAACCCCAAAUCCAGACCGGAACCCUCAUAAUCGCCGGCUCCUACGUCCCCAAAACCACCGCGCAGCUUAACCACCUAAUAACCAAACACGGCCCCACGGGCACAAACACCCUCUCCAUAGUCGAGCUCGACGUCGAAGACAUCAUCGCCACCACCACAUCCUCAUCCUCAUCUCUGGACCCCAUAAUCGACCAAACCGUCUCCUCCGUCGAAUCAUCCCUUCUCUCGGGAAAAGACGCAUUGGUCAUGACAAGUCGCAAACUCAUCACGGGAGGUGACGAACUCUCCAGUCUAGCGAUAGGGGGCCGCGUGGCGGAGGCGUUGGUGGAGGUGCUGAAGCGGGUGAAGGUGCGGCCGAGGGUUGUUAUUGCCAAGGGCGGCAUUACUUCGUCUGAUGCGGCGACGAAGGGGUUGGGGAUUAAGCGCGCGAUGAUUCUGGGGCAGGCGGCGCCUGGGGUGCCGCUUUGGAGGUGUGAUGAGGAGACGGCCAGGCAUAGGGGUGUGCCGUUUGUGGUUUUUCCGGGGAAUGUGGGAGGGGUAGAGACGUUGGGGGAGAUUGUUGAGGGGUGGAGGUGA
This is a messenger RNA of Aspergillus welwitschiae, 1464 nucleotides long. RefSeq lists its product as uncharacterized. The transcript is spliced from 2 exons. The record is from RefSeq and is a predicted model, not a curated record. NCBI's taxonomy places the organism in Eukaryota, Fungi, Ascomycota, Eurotiomycetes, Eurotiales, Aspergillaceae. Bases 1 to 1464 code for a protein of 487 amino acids.